AUGGGAAGGCCCAUCAUCAUUGGGCCUGGCAAGCUUCACAGCUUCAUGGGGGUCGCCCUUGCCAACAAUCACGACUAUUGGGGAACCUGGACAGGUGAACUUGAGCAUGGUCGGGCCCGGUCCUCUAUUAGUGGUCCCGUCCCUCCUUCCAUUGCGGAGCAUGCCAUUGACACUCUCAUUGGUGCUGGGCCUGGCCAGCGGCGAGUCGUCCCAAUCCUAAGCCGCAAAGAGGUUGAUGAUCGAUGGGUUGGCAAGCUACACAGCUUCAUUCAGUCGUCUGCCAAUGAGCGCACCCCGAUAACUUGUCUGGGGGAAGUUCAUGACGCAAGGCUAUGGUUCAUGAUGAACGGCGGGGACGAUCUUGCAACUUGA
Messenger RNA from Clonostachys byssicola, 372 nucleotides. NCBI's taxonomy places the organism in Eukaryota, Fungi, Ascomycota, Sordariomycetes, Hypocreales, Bionectriaceae. The record is from the annotation of a GenBank genome assembly.